Salvia splendens (bonfire salvia) is the source of this 13551-nucleotide messenger RNA. RefSeq lists its product as uncharacterized. NCBI's taxonomy places the organism in Eukaryota, Viridiplantae, Streptophyta, Magnoliopsida, Lamiales, Lamiaceae. Gene Ontology annotation, biological process: protein retention in Golgi apparatus; protein targeting to vacuole. The record is from RefSeq and is a predicted model, not a curated record.
UAAUUGCAGUAACGUGCGUGGCUUCCCCUGCUCAAAAGCAAAGAACCUUUCUCCCCCCCUCUCUCCACACACACACACACACACACACCGCUUUCGUUGUUUACAACUGCUCGAAUCAGCGCACCGCGCUUACUAGAUUUCCAAGCCGAUUAGUGUUGCAGGGUUUAGACUUCAUAUAUUUGAUGUGAUCACACCUGACUGCUGCGUCAUUGAAGCGGAGGGAAUUUGGGAAAUUUGAAAAAUGUUGGAGGAUCAGGUGGCGUAUCUGUUGCAGAGGUAUUUGGGCAACUAUGUCCGAGGUCUCAACAAAGAGGCACUCAAGAUCAGUGUCUGGCAAGGUGAUGUAGAACUGACCAAUAUGGAACUGAAGCCAGAGGCACUCAAUGCGUUAAAAUUACCAGUGAAGGUUAAGGCUGGGUUUCUUGGAUCAGUGAAGCUUAAGGUUCCGUGGAGCAGGCUUGGGCAAGACCCAGUUUUAGUUUAUCUAGAUCGCAUUUUUUUAUUAGCCGAGCCUUCAACCAUGGUUGAGGGAUCUAGUGAGGAUGCUGUCCAAGAAGUUAAGAAGAGUCGUAUCCGAGAAUUGGAAAAGAAGCUGCUGGAGAGUCAACAACAGCUGAAUAUGGAAGUGAAUAAAUCUUGGCUUGGAUCUUUAAUCAAUACGGUUAUCGGGAAUCUAAAGCUUUCCAUAUCAAAUAUUCACAUCAGAUAUGAAGAUCUUGAGAGUAACCCAGGGCAUCCAUUUGCUGCUGGUGUGACCUUAGAUAAACUCUCAGCGUUCACAGUGAAUGAUAAAGGGGAGGAGACUUUUAUAACCGGAGGUGCAUUGGAGAGAAUCCAGAAGACCGUAAAACUGGAAAGAAUGGCUGUUUAUUUGGAUGCUGAUAUCAGGCCAUGGUAUAUUGCAAAAUCAUGGGAGGAUUUGCUACCAUCCGAGUGGGAACAGAUCUUCAAAUUUGGGACUAAGGAUGGAAAACCUGCAGCGAGUGUUCUGGAAAAGCACUCUUAUGUUUUGCAACCAGUAAGUGGAAGUGCCAAGUAUUCAAAAGACCGCUCUGAUGCUUCCACUAAGAAAGAUCAAGCACUGCAGAAUGCUGAUGUGAAACUUGACGAUGUGACCCUUUGCUUGUCAAAGAAUGGGUACCGUGAUUUGUUGAAAUUGGCUGAUAAUUUCACAGCCUUCAAUCAGAGACUGAAAUAUGCUCAUUAUCGUCCACGCGUAUCUAUAAAAAUUGAUCCAAGAUCAUGGUGGAAGUUCGCCUGCAAAGCAACUUCAGACCAAAUGAAGAAAGCCAGUGGAAAAUUGCCAUGGGAGCAAGUCCUGCGAUAUGCUAGAUUGCGUAAGAAAUACAUAUCGCUCUAUGCUGCAUUACUCAAAUCAGAUCUUGAACGCACUGUGAUUGAUGACAACAAAGAGAUAGAGGAACUUGAUAGGGAACUUGAUAUAGAAGUCAUUCUUCAGUGGAGGAUGUUAGCCCAUAAGUUUGUGGAGCAAUCAACUGAAGCAGAACUCUUUCUAAGAAAGCAAAGAGAAAAAAAAUCAUGGUGGUCAUUUGGAUGGACCAAUCAACCUGUUAAAGAUGAAAAUGAACCAGGGGCUCUCACUGGAGAAGAUUGGAAGAGAUUGAAUGAUAUUAUUGGAUACAAGGAAGCUGAUGAGGAACAACUAUUGAUCCAUGACAAGCGGAGACCAAAUAUGUUCUUGAAGCUUUUUAUGAAACAUAAUGCAUCAAAGCUGAUGGACUCUGAGGAGUGCCUUGCUGACUUAUCCUGUGAUAAUCUUGAGUCUUGCAUAAAGCUGUAUCCGGAGACACAAGUUGUUGAUGUAAAAUUGGGAUCAUACAGAUUACUCUCCCCAAAUGGUCUUCUUGCUGAGAGUGAAAGUGAGUCAGAUUCACUGGUUGCUCUCUUUAGCUAUAAACCUCUUGAUGGAGAUCUCGACUGGAGUCUGGUUGCUAAAGCGUCACCGUGUUAUGUGACUUAUUUGAAGGACUCCAUCAAUCAAAUCAUUGACUUUUUUCAAAGUAGUGCUACUGUGAGUCAGACUCUGGUCCAGGAAACUGCUUCUGCUGUGCAGAUGACCAUUGAUGAAGUGAAGCGCACAGCGACUAAGCAAAUGAACAGGGCAUUGAAAGAGCGCAUCAGGUUUCACUUGGAUUUAGAUAUUGCAGCACCCAAGAUUACUAUUCCUACUGACUUCUAUCCUGAUAGUGUCCACCCUACAAAGCUCCUGAUUGAUCUGGGAAAGUUAGUUAUUCGUUCUCAGGAUGAUGCUGAAUAUGCUUCACCUGAAGAGAUGAACAUGUAUACACAAUUCAAUUUGGUCUUGAGAGAUGUAUCAGCUUUUCUUGUUGAUGGUGACUAUAGCUGGAGCCUAUCUAUGCCAAAUAGAACUGAUGUUUUAUCUAAGGGUAGCUCUAUCAGUUUCCUACCAGUUAUCGAUAAGUGUGGAGUAUUUUUAAAGCUUCAGCAGAUUAGAUCACAAGUUGCAUCCCUUCCAUCAACGCGACUUGCUAUGAGACUUCCCUCCAUUGGGUUUCACUUUUCUCCAUCACGCUAUCAUCGUCUAAUGCAAGUGGCCAAGAUCUUUCAAGGGGAGGAUGCAGAUCAUUCAGCUCUAGUGCGUCCAUGGGACGAAGCUGAUUAUGUGGGCUGGCAUUAUCAUCUUGCGAGAAAGGGUGUUGGAGGUAGAGAAGCUGUUUGGCAGCGCAGAUAUUUUUGUAUAGUUGGGCCAUCUCUUUAUAUGUUAGAAACUCCCGAGUCAAGAAAUUAUGAACAAUACUUCAGCUUACGGGGAAAACAUUUAUAUCAAGUUCCUGCUGAGCUUCUUGGUAAUGUGGAACAUGUAUUGGCUGUUUGUGAUGCUGACCGCCCCUAUUCCAAGGUUUUAGAAGAUACAAGUGCUCUGAUUUUUCGUUUCGACUCUGAAGGCUCAAGGAAAAAUUGGCAAAGCUAUCUUCAAGGAGCAAUUUAUCGUGCCUCGGUUAGUGCUCCUAUAAGUGGUCUACUUGAAACCUUGUCCGACUCAGAAGGCUCUGAGACCAGCAACCAAGAUUUAACAGAUGCAUCAGCAAUAGAGAAUUUCUUUUUAACCGGCUUACUUGAUGAGUUGAAGAUAAGUUUUAGUUACAGUGACCAGCGCGAUCAAAGUCUGUUGAAGAUGCUUCUUGCUGAAGAGAAGCGUUUGUUUGAGAUACGAGCAAUUGGUGGACAAGUUGAACUAUCUGUGAGAGCAAGCGAUAUUUUCAUUGGCACAGUGCUUAAAGCUUUGGAAAUAGAGGACUCAUUUUGUUGCAAAGGGACAUCUCAGAUUUGCUACAUAGCAAGAUCAUUCAUCAGGAGCUCAGAUGCACCUUCCAUAUUAGAUAAUGUUAAUAUUCUAACUCAAUCAAGGAAUGAUCCUGGCCAACUUGAGGGAGAUGAUGAGUUUUAUGAGGCAUCUGAGGAUCUUAACAGUUCAGUUGGUAGCCCACUGUCAUCGGGAAAUGAUAGUUCAGGAAUAAUCACAGAUAACUUCGACUUGGAGGCCCCAUGUUUCAGCCGUGUUGCAGGGUUACUGCCUCUUGGUGUAACACAUAUGGAAGCUGGUGACGUGGGAGCAAGUGAUUCACUGGACAGUUUUGUCAAAGCUCAGAUUGUUAUUUUUGAUCAGAACUCACCCCUUUAUUCCAAUGUUGAUAAACAAGUUGCAGUCACUCUCUCCACACUGACGUUUUACUGUCGUAGACCCACUAUAUUAGCUAUUAUGGAUUUCGUUGAUGCCAUAAACACUUCAGCGGAGAGCUCCAAUGACCAUAAGGAUGUGUCUUCAACGUCUGCUGUUCCACAUUCUACGCAGAACGUAAUUUCUAAUGAUGAGCUGCCACUGUCUGCUCCAGCAGAAGAGCCUCUAGAAUCUUUGUUGGGGAAGGGGAAAUCCAGAGUGAUUUUCUAUUUACUACUGAAUAUGGCACGUGCUGAGAUUUUUCUAAUGAAGGAAAAUGACUCUAAACUUGCUUCCUUGGCUCAAGAUAGCUUUCUUACUGAUAUCAAGGUGUUUCCUUCGUCUUUUAGUAUAAAAGCAUCCCUUGGGAAUCUGAGGAUAAGUGAUGAUAGUCUUCAGAGCAAUCAUAUGUAUUUCUGGGCCUGUGACAUGAGGAAUCCUGGUGGUAGCUCUUUUGUGCAGCUGGAAUUUUGUUCAUUUCAUACUGAUGAUGAAGAUUACGAGGGCUAUAACUAUAGCCUCCGUGGGCAGCUCUCUGAAGUCCGAAUUAUCUAUUUGAAUCGGUUUAUCCAAGAGGUUGUCAGUUACUUUAUGGGUCUUGUUCCUGCUGAUUCAAAGGAUGUUGUCUGGAUAAAAGAUCAAGUGGCGAAUUCAGAGAACUGGCUUACUGGCAGUGAAAUUGAAGGAUCACCUGCAGUUAAAUUGGAUCUUUCGCUUAACAAGCCCAUUAUUUUAAUGCCUAAGAGAACAAACAGCACUGACUAUUUGAAACUUGAUGUAGUUCAAAUCACUGUUCAGAACAAGUUUAGAUGGUUUGGUGGGAAUAGAAGCGACAUGAAAGCAUUGCAUGUGGACAUUCUUCAAAUUCUUGUUGAAGAUAUCAACUUAAAUGUUGGUUCCGGGUCUGUAUUAGGUGAAAGCAUAAUUCAAAAUGUUAAGGGUGUUUCUCUUGUCAUUCAGAGAACUCUCCGUGAUUUGUUGCAUAGAGUUCCAAGUACAGAAGUCACUAUUACGAUUGAAGAAUUGAAAGCAGCUUUGUCCAGCAAAGAAUAUGAAAUUAUCAUCGAAUGUGCACAAUCUAAUAUUUCAGAGACACCAAAUCUUGUGCCUUCACUUAAAAACGAAACUGCAUCCUCUUUGAUUGAAGUGGGGGAAUCCAGCGCAACUCGAAGUUUAGAUCCUGCAAAAUCUAAAUCAGAGCCCAAGGAAUCAUGGAUUGCUACAAAGGUUUCUUUGCAUAUAGACAUGGUUGAACUUAGUCUUCAUUAUGGCAUUACAAGGGAUACAUCACUUGCUACACUCCAGAUACGUGGAGUAUGGCUUCUGUAUAAAUCUAAUACAGUUGGGGAAGGCUUUCUGUCAACCACGCUUAAGGAUUUGAUUGUUGUUGAUGACCGCGAAGGAACAGAAAAGGAGCUCAGGUUGGCUGUUGGGAAGCCUAAUGUUGGUGAAUACAAUCCUACAGCAACUAUGCUCAAUAACACAGAUCAUAAUGUUGUGGACAGCAAUUCUUUGGUGGAAGGUGCAAGAAAGUACACUCCAGCAAUUCUAAUUCUCGAUGCCAAAUUCUAUGAGAAGUCCACAUUUGUUUCUUUAUGCAUCCAGAGGCCUCAGUUGCUUGUUGCACUUGACUUUUUGCUAGACAUUGCUGAGUUUUUUGUCCCGACUGUUCGUGGGGAAGUGUUAUAUGAUGAUAAUGCAAACUUUUCACCUUCUGUGCAUGCACUCAUAAUUGACCAGCCAGUUUUUCAUCAACCCUUCGACGAAUUCUCUAUUUCUCCGAAGAAGCCUUUGGUUGCUGAUGAUGAUAGAUUGGACCUUUUCAUAUAUGAUGGAGGAGGUGGGGUUUUGUAUUUGAAGGAUAGACAUGGAUUAGAUAUUUCAGAUCCGAGUAUAGAACCUUUAGUUUAUGUGGGGAAUGGAAAGAGACUACAAUUUCGGAAUGUUACAAUCAAGGUACUUCAUCGCUACAUCUUAAUGAGAUCCCCCUUCUUUUGUUCUAUCAAAUUCUAUGGAUCAGUUGCAUCUGAUAUUUCUCUUUUCCCACUUCUCCAGAUUGGAUCGUACUUAGAUUCAUGUGUUUUUCUUGGAGCAAACAGCAGCUAUUCAGCUAGUGAGGUGGAUAAUGUAUUUUUGGAGGGGGAAAAUGCAAGCCCAACUCAUCACUCUUCAGGUGGAAGCCAUGUUACUCCAGUAUCACAAAAUACUGUUUCUGCCCGACCCUCAGAAUUGGUUUUUGAAUUGCAGGCUAUUGGUCCUGAGCUCACCUUCUACAGUAAAUCAAGAAAUGCAGAGGAACAGAUCCUCUCUAACAAGCUUUUGCAUGCACAGAUGGACGCAUCCUGCAGGCUUAUUUCAAAUGGAAAUACAACAGAAAUGAAUGCAGAAAUUCUUGGUUUAACCUUGGAGAGCAAUGGAGUGAAGAUUUUGGAGCCUUUUGAUGCAUCUGUAAAAUUCACUAAUGCUUCUGGAAAAACAAACGUAAAGUUGGUGGUUUCAGACAUAUUCAUGAAUUUCUCAUUCAGCAUCUUGAGAUUGUUUUUGGCUGUUGAAGAGGAUAUCUUGUCAUUUUUAAGAACCACGUCAAAGAAAUCAACUGUUUUAUGUUCAGAAUUUGACAAAAUUGGAACCAUAAAAAGUCCUGCCAGUGAACAAGUUUAUACAUUGUGGAGACCUCAGGCUCCAUCUGGUUUUGCUGUGCUUGGCGACUAUUUGACUCCGGUUGACAAGCCACCAACUAAAGGUGUCGUUGCUGUUAAUACUAGCUUAAUACAUGUUAAGAGGCCAAAAUCUUUUAAGCUGAUUUGGCCUCCUUCACCCGUCCUUCCGGCUGAAGGCUCAGGUAUUACUGAAUUGACUGUUGAUGAAGGCUGCUCUAAGGGAGAAGCAGUGUGCUCAAUUUGGUUUCCUGAAGCCCCAAGAGGCUAUGUUGCAAUGGGUUGUGUGGCUUCUCCAGGAAGGGCACAGCCUCCUGUUUCUUCAGUCUUCUGUAUUUCGGAGUAUUUAGUUUCUCCUUGUGGAUUGAGAGAUUGCAUUGUUGUUGGGUCAUUCUCUGGGUGCCCAAACUUGGCAUUCUGGCGGGUUGAUAAUUCUAUUGGAGCAUUUCUAUCUGCUGAUCCUGCCACUUUGAGUUUGACGAAUAGAGCGUAUGAAUUACGUCAUUUUUACUUGGGUUAUCGGGGAAAUUCUUCUCAAGAGGUGAAAGGCUCUGAUCAAGCUUCUAGCUCUUUGGGUAACAAUACUAUUGAAUCAGAAAGGUCAUCAACUGUAAAUUCUAGGAGGAGGAUUGAAGCAGUUGCUUCCUUCCAGUUAAUAUGGUGGAACCAAGGUUCUGGAUCAAGAAAAAAGUUAUCUAUCUGGCGUCCUGUAGUCUCAGAAGGAAUGGUAUAUUUUGGUGAUAUUGCAGUUCAAGGGUAUGAACCACCAAAUACUUGCAUUGUUCUCCAAGAUUCAGAAGAUUAUGACCUGUAUAAAUCACCUUCUGAUUUUCAGCUUGUUGGACAAAUAAAAAAGCAAAGGAAAAUGGAUAAUAUAUCUUUCUGGAUGCCUCAGGCUCCACCUGGUUUUGUUACAUUAGGAUGUGUUGCUAGUAAAGGCAAACCCAAGCAAUCAGAUUUCACAUCAUUAAGAUGCAUUCGUGCUGAUAUGGUCUCAACAGAUCAGUUUUUGGAUGCAAGUAUAUGGGACACAUCUGACUCCAGGUAUAUGGAAGCACAAUUUAGUGUAUGGACAGUUGGAAAUGAAUUGGGAACCUUCAUUGUGAGGAAUGGAUUAAAAAAACCUCCUAAGAGGUUAGCUUUAAAACUCAGUGGUCCGGACAUACCAAGUGGUUCAGAUGAUACUUUGAUCGAUGCAGAAAUAAGAACUUUCUCUGCAGCACUAUUUGAUGACUAUGGUGGUGUGAUAGUCCCACUUUGUAAUAUUUCUCUGAGUGGCAUAGGAUUCACCUUGCAUGGGAGACCCGAUAGCCAGAAUUCUAGUGUUACAUUCUCUUUAGCUGCAAGGUCAUUCAAUGAUAAAUAUGAUUCAUGGGAGCCUCUUGUCGAACCAGUUGAUGGAUCAUUGAGGUACCAAUAUAACCCUAAUGCUCCUGGUGUGGCUUCGGAGUUACGAAUCACUUCGACAAGAGAUCUCAACCUGAAUGUGUCUGUUUCAAAUGCAAAUAUGAUUUUACAAGCCUAUGCAAGCUGGAACAAUCUUAGUCAUGGCCAAGAGUCAUGGGAGGAAGCAAGUUCUCCCUCUUGUGAAACCAGAUCAAUGACUGCUGUCCAUCAAAGAAAACAUCACUACAUUGUACCCCAGAAUAAGCUUGGAAAGGACAUUUUUAUCAGGGCCUCUGGAGUCCGGGGACUCCCUGAUAUAAUUGAAAUGCCAGCCGGAGACAGGAAGGCCCUUAAACUGCCUGUUCCAAAGAACAUGCUGGACUCUCAUCUGAAAGGAGAUCUUCUUAAGAAGCUCCGACUCAUGGUAACCAUAAUUGUGGCUGAAGCUGAGCUCUUGAAGCUUGAGGGUCUAUCCUCACAUCAAUUCAGUGUUGCUGUCCAUGUUUUUAAAAAUCAGAGUCAACUUAGUCAAUCACACCUAAACCAACAAAGUGCGCGAACUUGUGGAAUUGAGCCAAGAGGUUCUGAAUCUUCAGACAUUAUAUUCGUGAAGUGGAAUGAAGUAUUCUUCUUCAAAACUGAUUCAGUGGACUGCUGCAUGCUGGAAUUUACUGUAACUGAGACUGGAAAAGAGGAAGCAGUUGGAUCAUGUUCCUGUUCUUUGAAAGAGUUGACUAGGGCUCAUGCCAACUCGAAUUCCAUUAAUGAUCUGAAUGAGUUCUGGCUAGAGCUGUCAUCUAGAGAAUCUUCGCUGGAAGGCAGAAGCAGAAAAGUUGGUAGAAUCAAAUGUGCUGUGUUCUUGCGACCUAGACUCGGAACUGAAAGUCCUAAACCAAUAAAUGGAUUCAGGAAAUCUGGUUCAAUUCAGAUUAGCACAUCCCCAGAGGGACCAUGGACGACAAUGAGGUUAAAUUAUGGUUCGCCUGUUGCAUGUUGGAAACUAGGAAAUAAUCUGGUUGCAAGUGAAGUCUGUGUAUGUGAUGGAAACAGAUAUGUCAGCAUUAGAUCUCUGGUAUCAGUUCGUAAUAAUACCGAAUUUACUCUGGAUUUAUGCCUCAAGCUCAGGGCUACAAACGCAGAUACAAAGUCAGAAAGUGGUGAGAGGAAGAUGGCUCAGUAUGACGGGAGUAAAUUGGCAACUGAGGAACUGUUUGAAUCUCAGAAUUACAGCACUACUAAUGGUUGGUUUGCAUGUUCCAACUUUGAGGAGGAACUGUCCAGAGUCGACUUGCCUUCAGGAUUGGAAUGGAUUGAUGAAUGGCAUGUUGAUAAUACAUCUGCCAACACAGUUGAUGGAUGGGUAUAUGCUCCAGAUUAUGAAAGUUUGAAGUGGCCAGUUUCAUACAGUUCACCAGAAUAUGUGAAUCGCGCUAGGCAAAGGAGGUGGACAAGGAACAAGAGACACGUAGCUGAGGGUCUGAAGUCGCAAAUAAUGAUUGGGUCUCUAAAACCUGGAGAAACUAUUCCUAUUCCCUUACCUUGCCUUGAUCAGUCAGCCUCGUAUCUGUUGUAUCUGAAACCUGUAAUAAUAGAAGCUACUAACCAAUAUUCAUGGAGUUCUGUCAUGGAUAUAUCUUCUCAGUCACAGGAUUUGGAGAGAUCAGGUGAAAUCCGAGAAGUUUGUGUCUCCAAUCUGACGGAGUCUGAAAAACUCUUGUGUUGCACCGAAAUAAGUGAAAGUUCAUCAAAUAGUUCGCAUGGUUUGUGGUUUUGCUUGAGCAUCCAAGCCACUGAAAUUGCAAAGGAUACCCAGUUUAAUUCAAUACUGGAUUGGACUGUUGUUGUUAAACCUCCUGUAUCGAUUGCUAACUAUCUCCCACUUGCAGCUGAAAUUUCACUUCUUGAGAUGCAAGCAAGUGGUCAUUUUCUUUCCUGCUACAGAGGGGUGUCUGGUCCAGGGGAAAGUGUCAGGGUGUAUGAUGCUGACAUAAGAAAUCCCUUGUACUUCUCUUUGCUUCCCCAGAAAGGAUGGCUGCCACUACAUGAGGCCGUUUUGGUAUCACAUCCUAACAGUUCACCAUCAAAGACAAUAAAUUUGAGAAGCUCUGUGUCUGGAAGGAUUGUUCAAAUUAUUAUUGAGCAGAAUAAUUCCAAUGAAGUUCCUUUGCAACCAAAGAUUAUUAAAGUGUAUUCUCCAUAUUGGCUCGGAGUUGCAAGAUGCCCGGCACUUAGUUUCAGGCUUGUUGAUGUCAAUGCUAGAAAAAUGAAGAAGAAUCCACUGUCUUUUCACACCAAAAAGAGCGAAGAGGUCAUUCUCGAGGAGAUUACUGAGGAGGAUAUACAUGAAGGUUAUACACUUGCAUCUGCAUUGAACUUCAAAUCUCUUGGCCUGUCUGCAUCUAUUGGUCACUCUGGAGAAGAGAAUUUUGGACCUGUUAAGGAUCUUUCUCCACUUGGGGACAUGGAUGGAUCUCUGGACAUUUUUGCUUAUAAUGCCGACGGGAAGUGUAUGCAACUCUUUGUAUCUACAAAGCCUUCCCCGUACCAGUCUGUCCCAACAAAGGUAAUCUCCAUUCGACCGUUUAUGACGUUUACGAACAGAGUUGGUCAAAAUAUGUUCUUGAAGUUCAGCAGUGAAGAUGAACCUAAGACUUUGCGGGUGUCAGAUGCCAGAGUCUCCUUUGUACAUAAUAAAACACAAGGACCUCAUCUAAUUCAGGUACGGUUACACGAUACAGAUUGGACAUUUCCUAUUCAAAUAGUGAAGGAGGAUACUAUCACACUGGUCUUAACGAAACAUAAUGGUACACGGAUAUUCGUACGAGCAGAAAUUCGAGGCUAUGAGGAGGGCUCUCGAUUUAUAAUCGUAUUCCGCCUUGGAUCAGCUAAUGGUCCUAUUAGGAUUGAGAACAGAACGAAAGGUAGUAUAAUAAGAUUUCGACAAACUGGUUUUGGUGAUGAUGCUUGGAUUAAGUUACAGCCACUGUCAACAGUAAACUUUUCUUGGGAGGAUCCCUAUGGCCAAAAAAAUAUUGACGCUGAGUUCUAUACCGGCAUUCAUACUGGGGUUUACAAAGUUGAUCUGGAUAAAGCUGGAUCGUCCUCUAUUGAUGACAACUGUGGUUUCUUUAUCCAUGUUGCAAAUAUUGGAGAUAUUAAAGUUGCUAGGUUUAUGAACAGACAUUAUACAAAUUCACAUGAAAGAAGUGGAGCUCCAAUGCUGGGGGGGAAUUGGGGAAAUACUGAUAUCCAUGCCAAGACAACAGAACAAGGAUCUCCACUUGAGAUUAUACUAGAGUUGGGUGUUGUCGGCGUCUCCGUCAUGGACCAUAGACCAAGAGAGCUUGCCUACUUGUACAUGGAGAAAUUUUUCAUAUCCUAUUCGACUGGCUAUGAUGGUGGAACAACAAGCAGGUUCAAGCUUAUACUUGGUUACAUGCAGUUAGACAACCAGCUUCCUCUGACAGUGAUGCCAGUACUUCUUGCGCCUGACCAGACUCCUGACGUGCAGCAUCCAGUGUUCAAAAUGACCAUUACUAUACGCAAUGAAAGCCUUGAUGGUCUCCAGAUCUACCCUUAUGUUUACAUACGGGUAAUUGAUAAAAUCUGGAGGCUUAAUAUCCAUGAGCCAAUUAUUUGGGCUUUUGUAGAUUUCUUCAACAAUAUCCAACUAGAUCGUAUUCCACAAACUUCGGGUGUCACUCAAGUUGAUCCUGAAAUACGCGUUGACUUGAUUGACAUUUCUGAGGUAAGAUUGAAGAUUGCUUUGGAGACUGCACCAGCCCAAAGACCUCAUGGACUUCUCGGUGUGUGGGGUCCUGUUCUUUCAGCUGUUGGGAAUGCAUUUAAAAUUCAGGUUCAUCUGCGGAAAGUAACACACAAGGACAGAUUUCUUAGGAAGAGUUCUGUGGUUUCUGCAAUUGGGAACCGCUUAUGGAGAGAUCUGAUCCAUAAUCCAUUGCAUUUAAUCUUCUCGGUAGAUGUACUUGGCAUGACAAGUUCCACUUUGGCUUCUCUAAGCAAAGGUUUCGCAGAGCUGUCAACUGAUGGGCAAUUUCUCCAACUUCGCUCGAAGCAGGUGUGGUCAAGAAGGAUUACUGGUGUUGGUGAUGGAUUUGUUCAAGGAACUGAAGCUCUUGCACAAGGUGUAGUUUUUGGGGUGUCAGGGGUUGUGAGGAAACCUGUAGAAAGUGCCAGACAAAAUGGUGUUCUUGGCCUUGCCCAUGGACUUGGACAAGCUUUCCUGGGAUUUAUUGUACAGCCAAUGAGUGGGGCACUUGAUUUUUUCUCUUUAACUGUCGAUGGAAUUGGUGCAAGUUGCUCCAGGUGUUUCGAAAUUAUAAACAGCAAGACAAACUUCCAGAGAAUACGAAACCCACGGGCAUUUCACUCUGACAAUAUACUAAGAGAAUACUCUGAGAGGGAGGCACUUGGUCAGAUGAUACUUUACCUUGCUGAAGCAAGUCGGAAUUUGGGAUGUACCGAAAUAUUCAAAGAGCCAUCUAAAUUUGCAUGGUCAGAUUGUUAUGAAGAUUACUUUGUGGUGCCCUAUCAACGGAUUGUUUUAGUGACAAACAGGCGAGUGAUGCUUCUCCAGUGUGUGGCCCCUGAUGAGAUGGAUAAAAAGCCCUGCAAAAUAAUCUGGGAUGCACCUUGGGAAGAAGUUAUGGCACUGGAAUUGGCCAAAGCUGGCUACCCUAGCCCUUCUCAUUUGAUUAUCCAUCUCAAAACCUUCAGGAGAGGUGAGAGCUUUGUUCGAGUGAUAAAGUGUAGCACUGAACAGCUCUCAGAAGACAGAGAGCCACAAGCCGUUAGAAUCUGCUCAGUGGCGUGUAAGAUGUGGAUGGCACAUAAGAACAAUGAAAAACAGGUUCCCUCAAGCCAAAGACAAGGAUAUUCUGGUAGGAGAGAAGUGGGUGCAAGAGAACAUCAUAAACAGAAUAUAGCCAUCAUCAAAUCAGUACGACUUUCUUCUUUAGGUUCCACUUCCAGUGAACAGAAAUUUGUGGAACACAGUGUUAACUUUUCAAGGAUUUGGAGCAGCGAGCGAGAACCGAAAGGUCGGUGUACUUUCUGCCGAAAGCAGAGCUUGGGCAGUGACAAAAUUUGUAGUAUCUGGCGGCCAGUUUGUCCUGAUGGGUAUGUAUCGGUUGGUGAUAUAGCUCGUCCUGGCUGCCAUCCACCUAAUGUUGCAGCAAUAUAUAACAAUUGUGAUAAAUUGUUUGCCUCUCCAGUUGGUUAUGAUCUGGUAUGGAGAAACUGUAUUGACGACUACAAAAAUCCUGUAUCGAUUUGGCAUCCACGAGCUCCUGAGGGGUAUGUCUCUCUAGGAUGUGUUGCUGUGCCAUAUUUUGCAGAGCCAGAACUCGACUAUGUCUACUGUGUAGCUGAAUCUCUUUGUGAAGAGACGUCAUUGGAAGAGCAGAAGAUAUGGUCAGCUCCCGACUCUUAUCCAUGGGGCUGUCAUAUUUACCAAUCAAACAGCGAUGCUCUUCAUUUUAUUGCAUUAAGGCAGCCUCGGGAAGAAACGGAAUGGAAGCCCAAGAGGGUUCUUGAUAACCCCCAACUACAUUCAUGUGCUGAUGUCUCAAACUGAAAUAAGGUUUUCCUCUUACGUAAAAUCAAGUGGAGUUUUUAUUUUCUCAGAUUAUAUAUUUUUCGUCUAAUCAUAGAUUUCGGAUGUGUAUAGCUGUGGUUUUCGGAAAUUUUUUGCUGCAUUUUGAAUGCGAGAAUGAUGCUUGAGGAGAUCCAAAAGUUGUGAAUUUCCAGUUGGUUUAUUUUAUACGAAUUACAUUUCUCUCUGAAAAA